GUGGUGAGCGAGGUCUGGGUACCAAGGGGAGUCUCCGGGUGGCUCGUGGCCGUCACUUCACAUUCCCUUAUUGUUCUUUUGUGCAAAAACAUGAUCAUUUCGCUUGCCGGUGAUAAGCAACCGGACUGGUGCCCCCCAGAAUAGAAGGGGCUGAGUGUGGAAAAAAAAAAAAAAAAAAAAAAAAACAAGAGCCUGCUAGAAAUGGGCUGCUGCUUUACUUGAUAAUAUCAGCCUUGGGCACUGGGCCCUUAAAAAAAAGAAAAAAGAAAAAAAAAGAAAUGGGCUGCUGCUUCAACGAUCCAAUCGACCAAUCGAUCGGGAGGGGAGUUGAAGUUGUUGGAUGCUGACGCUCCUGACUACCGGAAUCAACGGCAAAGGAUGGAGGUAGAGGGAGAAAGGGGGAGAAAGGAGGACAAGGAGGACAAGGAGGAUAUGCAGGUGGUCGCUGGCAUGGAGGCUGCUGGUCCAGAUGGGGUAGGCCAACCUCCCAUCUCACUGAUCUCAGGAAUCGAUCGCCAGACGGAGGGGUUGAAUACUGACCGCAGAUUCUCUGUGUACGCGGAGAAGAGACGAAGAGUCGAGGUAGAGGAGGAGAAGACGAAACGGGAGGAGAAGGAGGAGGAGGAGGAGGAGGGGGCCACAGCAGCAGACACAGAGCCGGGCAAGAAGGGGCAGUGCCAAUCGCCGCCAAUUGCACGGAUGAAGGCGGAGGGCGUCGAGGGUUUAAGUGCGGACUGUGAAGUGGACAAGAAGGGACGCGAUAUUCCACUGGCGAAGAAGGAGCAGGCACAAGGUCAUGGGGUCCUGUUAGAGGGCCAUCCCGCGAAAUCAUUGCAGAUAAGAAGUCGAAUGAGGGUUUAUCAACUGCGAAUCAAAGGGUUUAAGAGCUACAGGGAUGAGGUCAUCGUGGGACCCCUGAAAAACUUCACCGCCAUCGUCGGUCCAAAUGGGUCUGGCAAGAGCGUCUCCGUUACGUUACAGUCUUUGGCACAAGAGGGUGCUGAGUCUGCUGACCGAGGUGGUGAAGAGUGGGUGAUACUCACGAGAACCUUGACUGGGACCGCAAGCCAGUACAAGAUCGUCAUAAGAAAGGGUGGAAUGGAAAGGUUCAUUGUUAUGCAGAAUCAACAAGCAGUGAAGGUGCAAGAGCCUAUCGAACUGGCACAGCAUGUAGAGCUUCUCGUUGGGACAGCCAAUUUCGGAGAGGAGAUCCGUGCAUUGGACUCCCAGAUUACGGAGAAAGAUGGUCAACAAGAACGACUCCAGUCGGAGUUGUCUACCCUCAGAGCAAAAGUGGCACAAUUGUUGCCAGAGGUCCAGAAGUGGGAAGCGUAUGAAACUCAGCGAAAGGCAUUUGUAAGGAAAAAGGCACUGUUCUUACGGAAGCAAGAGACUACUCUUUGUCAGGAGCUUACACGUCUUAAACACAAGCUAGAGGGGACGUCAGAGAAGCUAGCUGCAGUCAAAUGCGAAGAAAAGGCCUUGCGAGCAUCCGUUCAGGAUGCUCUGUCGGCAAAAGAUAAGCUGAAUGGAGCUAUUCAAAGACUUGGCAAGCAGGAGGAAGGCUUAUCUCAGAGAAGGGAAGCCCUGCAAGUGGAUUGUGCUAAAUUGAAGGUACGGAUACUGGAGGCAGAAAAACAGAAUGAGAAGGAGCGCAUGCUCGAGAAAAGGAUGGAGAAGGAGAGGGAGAGGAAGUUGAGGUCACUGGAAAAGAAGGAGAGCGAUCUGGUAAAGGCCAUUUGCGAGCUUGAGAAAUCGUUGGCUGCUGCAAGAGCCUUGCAAUCGAAAUUCCAGAAGGAGCAAGAAGUCAGGAAGUUGGAAAUUCUAACCGUCAGUCAGAAGGAAGGCUGUAAUUGGCAGAGUGCCAAAGGGAAGCAUGGAAUCAGCAACUCCGAGCUGAAAAUGAGGAGAGCAAAAGUACAAAGCAUGGAAGAGGAACUGGCUGGGCUGAUCAUAGAAAUCAGUUCUUUGGAGAUGGAGAUCAAGGCUGAAACAGAGCAGAGGAAAUCGCGCGAAGCGGAGAUUCUGUCAAUCACAAAAGAGGAGCCCUUUGGGUUACCCAACCGGCCAACCAAGCAUCACAUUGAGCUGCUGCCUGGAGCGGUCCCUCCCAAGGGCCGCAUCUACAGGAUGUCCCCUGCUGAGCUUGAGGAGCUCAGACGACAGCUUGAGACCCUGACCAGCAAAGGCCGGAUCAGGCCCAGCACUUCUGAAUUUGGCGCUUCAGUCCUCUUCGUUCCAAAGGGGAGUGGCGAGUUCAGAAUGUGCAUCGACUACAGGGGUCUCAACAAGAUCACUAGGAAGAGUACAGAGCCACUUCCUAGGAUCGAUGACCUUCUGGACAUGGUCCAGGGAUGCACCAUUUUCAGCAAAGUCGACCUCAAGUCUGGUUAUCACCAGAUUGAGAUGGCAGAGGAGGAUGUCCACAAGACAGCCUUCAAAACCAGAUAUGGUACUUAUGAGUAUCUGGUUAUGCCAUUUGGACUUUGCAAUGCACCUGGCACGUUCCAGACAGAGAUGCACCGCAUCUUCAGGCCGUACCUGGAUAAGUUUAUGGUUGUCUACCUGGAUGAUAUCAUGGUAUUCAGCAAAACUACCACGGAACAUGCAGAGCACCUGGCUCUGGUCCUUCAGUCAUUACGUGACAGCCAGUAUAAGAUCAACAAAGAGAAGUCCUCUUUUGGAGUUCCCUCUGUGAUCUACCUGGGUCAUGUAAUCUCUGGAGAUGGUCUGGCCCCUAAAGCCGCCAAAAUUGUUGCUAUUCAGUACUGGCCACAACCCCAGACAGUGAGAGAUGUUCGGUCUUUCUUGGGUCUGGCCUCAUACUACAGAAAGUUCGUCAAUAACUUUUCUGUAGUGGCUGCACCCCUGACUAACCUCACAAAGAAAGACACUCCCUUUCUUUGGUCUCUUCACUGCCAGAUGGCCUUUGCACGACUCAAACAGGCCUUGACUCAUGCACCUGUUCUGAAGCUACCUGACCCCACCUUGCCAUUCGUCCUGACCACUGACGCCAGUCAGUAUGGCAUUGGGGCAGUACUUCAGCAGGAUGAUGGGAAUGGUCUGAGACCUAUUGAGUUUAUGAGUAAGAAGAUCAAGACUCAGAAACUUCAGGACUCUACCUACGAGAAAGAGCUAUAUGCUCUUGUCAGUGCCCUGAAACAUUGGAAGCACUUUCUCCUGGGCAGGCACUUCAAGAUCUUCUCUGAUCAUUCCACUUUGCAGUGGUUGAAGUCCCAGGGAGAGUUGAACGACAAGUUGGCACGCUACAUUCAGUUCAUCGACCUGUUUGACUUUGAACUGAAACACAAGAAGGCCUGCUACAAUAAGGUAGUUGAUGCCCUCUCUCGUAGGCCUGAUUCUUUUGCGCUGAUCUUCUCUACUCACUCCUUUGGAGAGGAGGUCCGUCAGACCAUUACUCGCUUACUGCCUCAGGAUCCGACUUAUGGACCCAUCAUCAGGAAUCUGCAAGCAGAUCCCAAUUCUGAACCUGGCUAUGCUAUGAGUUCAGAUCUGUUGUACACUUACAGCAGAGGAGAGGAGCGCUUAUGUAUUCCUGAGGGUCAGCAGCUGAGGACACUGCUGAUGUCAGAGUGCCACGAUGCACGUGGACACUUUGGGUUCUUAAAGUCGUAUGCAGCCCUGUCGCAACGCUUCUUCUGGAAGGAGAUGCGGAGUGAUAUGUUGCGCUAUGUGGAAACCUGUGAGCUAUGUCAGAGGAAUAAGGUUCAGCGGAAACCUCCUCUGGGACUGCUCAAACCCUUGCCCAUACCUGAUGGUCCUUCACAGUCUGUAUCCAUUGAUUUCACGGACUUAGGCAAGACCACUUCUCGUGGCAUGCGUCAGGUUAUGGUCUGCGUUGACAGGUUUUCCAAAUAUGCAGAGUUCAUCCCCUUGCCAGAGGUAGCGAGGGUCCCGGCUGUGAGAGCAGCCUUCUCUGAGAGGUGGGUCACGCACCAUGGACCGCCCACUUCUAUUGUCAGCGAUCGAGAUCCCCAAUUUUGCAGCGAUGAGUGGCAGUCCUACUGUAAGGACUACUUACACUUUCGACUAGAUAUGACUUCUGGUUGUCAUCCUGAAGCCAAUGGUCAGGCUCAAGUGAUGAACCAGAUCUUAUUCCAAUUGCUGCGUCCUGUUAUCUCACCAGAUCAACAGGACUGGGACCUCCAUCUCGCUCGUGAACAGCUCAUGUAUAAUAUGUUUGUCCACUCCUCGACUGGAUUCAGUCCCUAUCGACUACAUUGGGGACGAGAGCCACGUCGGCCUCUCGAUGAUAUCAUCGACAAGGCUAAGCCAGACUUGACCCCAGGCACCGCAGAGUUCACCAGACGCUAUCGUCUGGAUGUGGAAAGAGCUCGAGCGAACUUGUUCAAAGCCCAAAAGGCAAUGAUUGAACAAGCUAAUCGCCAUCGCAGGCCUUCCCCCAUUCGUACAGGUGACUAUGUCUGGGUAGCCAGUUCAGAGUUGUCGAGGGAGGAGGAUAUCUCUCCCAAGCUGCUGCCCAAGUAUUUGGGUCCAUGGCAGGUGGUGAAACUGCAGCAAGAGCUGGAUUGCCAGGCCUCUCGCUGUCAAGCUCAGGAUGCAGAGGAAGCAGCACUAUGGGAGAAAAUAGGUGUUCUUUCGAGAGAUAUUGAUGAGAAUAAGAUGAAAACAUGGCACAAAUUGAAACACGAGCUGACCGUUCUGCAGGUCUGUGGUCAAGAGCUUCAUGCCAAGAAGCAGGACAUGCUAUCCUGUUCGGCCAAAACUAACAGCUACGACGCAGAAGUGGCGAGGCUAAGGCCGAAGCAUCCCGGAAGGUUUCAUGGACGGCUGUGCGACAUUGCGUUCGUGGAUUACAAGAUGAGAACAGCUGUCAAUUCUGUAUUGAUGGCAUCCUUAAAUCUUGCAACAUGCUUCGUUGUGGAGGACCGAGAUAUGGCCAAUGAAGUCAUAAACGCUUUCCAAGAGAAGCGGAUUGGGGUAGUGGCAUGCGAUAUUCUUUCUGAGAUGGGGCAAGCUCCAGCAGUGGAGUCGAGCGCCUCGGACCCAUCGUCGAAAGUGGACUUGAGGUUUCCAGUUCCACUCAUGUCUUUCGUCGAGUGUGAACGAAGAUACCUUCCAGUUCUCAACAAGUACUGUAAGCACUGGUUCGUCGUGGCGGAUAGAGACGUAGCAGUUCAGCUGCAAAAACCGUCUGGUCAUCCUGAUGGCAGUAAUGGAUUUUCACGGAAGAAUCUGGUCACUCCCCUUGGGGAGCUCUUCAAACAGGAUGGUGAAAUUGUCCGUGGAAAAUCGACUGGCUCUACGCUUGAGAAAACUGUUUGCAAGUACUGGCUCCAGAGUCUUGACGGUCGACAACAUGCAGACCAAGUGAAUCUGUCGCACCCACACCUGAAAGACGGCAGUGGACUUCGUCUGCCAGGAAUUGGUGAUCUCAACAGUGGCGUCAGAAAAUUGCAGGCCAAGUCUGGGGAUCCAGACUGUUCUGCUGUGUUGGAGCAAGAGAUCAAUUGGAAUAAACAGAGACAAAAAGAACUGGAAGUGCGUAUUCAGCAUACGAAAGAUGAGGUGGAAAACAUGGAGGCAGAGAAGGUCAGAUUCCUGAAGACACUGAAGAGGUUGGCUGGCUUUGAUCCAUUGCCGUUAAUAAAGAGGAAGGAAUUCUCUGGCAGGGUUUCUCUCCAAAAAACAGAAAGGUGGAGAAAAUUCCAUGACCUAGAACGGAAGCUGAAGGAGAAGCAAAAACACUUGGAAUCCCUCAAACAACAGGAAGUUUGCCGAAGUGAUGGGCACCAACAUACAGAGUGUUCAUCAAGGGAGCCUUCUUUUUCAGAAGGCAAACUUCUCUGCCAAAUGAACAAGAAAAGAGCAACGAUCGAGCAGGAGAUUGAGAGAGAGAGGCAGGAGAUCGAGGAUCCUGAGGAACUGAGAGCGGAGAAAGAAGUCAUGAUGGCAGGUGCUGAGGUAAGGAGGUUGGAGAGAGAGUUGAGGGAGAAAAUGGCUGAGCUUGCAAGGCUGGAAAAACACAAGACCACUGCACAGGGGAUUGCAACAGGAUCUCACAGGCAGGGGGAAAACUCAAGCAGGCGAGGAGGAGGAAGAGGAAGAGGCAGAGGAGGGGGGGAAGGAGGAGGAGGAGGAGAAGCAGACAGGGACAGGGACAUAGAGGCAAAGAGACUCCAACUGAUCAAGCUCGAGGACAAUCUGAAAGAGAUUGAAGAAAUCAAGCGGAAUAACUCAGAAGAACUGGAGAAGAUGAACAACAAACUUGAGGAUGCAAGGCAGCAGUUUCAGUCCAUAACCCAGAGAAUAGACGAAACAAACAUACUGAAGGAGCGGUUGACUGUGGAGGUCAAAGCUCUUGCUGCACGCCUCACCGAAACAAAGAGGAAAUACGAAAGGGUUUCUUUGGCUAUGGCGGCAGAAGAGGAGACUAUUGAUAACGAUGAGCACCCAAUCAAGCGAGUCAGGAGCACACCGAAACCGGGAAGCAAAGGCAAGGUUGGUGUUCUGAUGGGAGAUGAAGAUGCCAAUAUGAUGCAGAGUGAGGACUGCUGUGAAGAAGAAGAUGACGCGCUCCUGCUUGCUGAUGAGGAGAAUGAGCUAAUGGAGAAGAAAAGGUCGAUAGACGUUAAUGCCCUUGAGGCCGAUGUGCAGUGUAAGCGGAGGAUCAUGGUUGUGGUCGAUGAAAUGUCAAAUCUCAGCCGGAAACUGAGGCAAAUGAUGGUGAAGAAAGACGAGCUUGAAACUCUCCGCUUCAGGAUGUUCACAGAGGCCAUUGGAAAGGGGCCAUGCUAAUCUUCCUUCUCUGUAUCGUUCUAAUGUUAACGGAUGUCCCAAAGGACAAACUAGAGUGGUUCUAAGAUGUAACACAUGCAGUAUAUGCCAUAAGCCUAACCUCGGUUUGUUUUCUUUGGGCCCUUUUGGACUUUUUAUUGGUUUUAACGGUUUUUUAAUGUUUUUUUCCCCCUCUUCGUGUUUGAAAGUGCUUGGAAAAAAACUUCCAGUACUGGUCAGACACUGGAUUUGAUAGCUAUCGUUCCUCUCUAAGUACCGUUCAUUUGAAUC
Chara braunii is the source of this 7050-nucleotide messenger RNA. The record is from the annotation of a GenBank genome assembly. NCBI's taxonomy places the organism in Eukaryota, Viridiplantae, Streptophyta, Charophyceae, Charales, Characeae.